This is a messenger RNA of Adineta ricciae, 1719 nucleotides long. The record is from the annotation of a GenBank genome assembly. NCBI's taxonomy places the organism in Eukaryota, Metazoa, Rotifera, Eurotatoria, Adinetida, Adinetidae.
AUGAAUCGGGUGAAACGUAAACUAUAUCGUGAUGCAACGUCCAAACGAGUACGAUCUGAAAAGAACACCGCUGUUGAAUAUUUGUCUAACGAACUCUUUCUUGAAAUCUUCGACUAUCUUGAUGCAUAUCAUAUAUGGAAAGCAUUUACGAAUCUGAACAAACGCUUCCAAGAUCUGCUUUCAUCAUCAUCCCUUCGCCUCAAAGUGAUUAUGAAGUCUAAUGAUCAAUCACCCGGUUGUGAUGACCAGGUGAAUUGCAUUGUUCAACAUAAGCAUCAAUUGGCGUCACUUUCUCUGUACGAUUCUACAUUUAUCGAUCAGUUUUUUCAAACAAUCACAUGUGGUUCUUUUUUUCAACGUUUGGAGUCGGUCGUACUAGAAAACUUAAAACCACGUGACCUUCUUCCAAUCCUCCUAAAACUAAUUCGAGUUCCCCGACUCAGUUUACUAAUGCUCACCGUCUGCAAUGGCAACGCUAUUCCUGAUUUCAGUAACGCAUAUCGACUCAUUCUCGGUUUACCGAUGAUACAAUACAUUAAGCUUCGUUACCUUGGACCAACACCACUACUUCUUCUGAGAAACAUUAGUGAUCAAUAUAGUACUCUGAAACGAUUGAACUUAGAUCAUACAUGCCAAUCUGCGGACCUGGUCUAUUUAUUGUCUUAUACACCCUGCCUUUCUCAUCUACGUUGUCGCACGUUAAAACCAUCUCAACAAAUGAAUGAAAAACUAGCAGUCUCAGUACCUUAUUUAACCUACUUAUUCCUAGAAGAAUGUGAUUUGCAUUUUUAUGAACUCGAAAUAUUUAUCAAGAAGCUCGCAUCACAAUUACGAACUUUUCGCAUUUUAAGACUAAAAGAUACUACUUAUCUUGAUCAUGAGCGAUGGGAACGCUUGAUAACAACACAUAUGCCCUAUUUGAGCCAUCUUCGUCUCGGAAUUCAUCAAUUAAUGGUUGACAGUUUGGAAAUAACACCAUAUCACCACCGCAUUCAAAGAUUUACUUCACAAUUCUGGGCUGAACAUCGAUGGAUUUUCGACAUUCGAGUUGUUACCUAUAACUCCUCUCAAGUAAUAAUCUCAUAUCUCAUUGAAUCAGACAAGACACAAAGAAAGUCUACUCCUGAUCGAAGUGAUUUGAGUACCACGUUAUUCCUGUUAGAGCAAUCUAGAUCAACGGAUUAUCACGCAGGACUUAUCGAUAAACUUGCGGUUCUAUUUACUCUUGUUCAAAUACAGCGGCUGGCUCUCCAAUAUCGUACAACUUUUGCUGGAAUAUUACUUGACUUUUUACGACAUUUGCCAAAUCUAAAAACACUACAGAUUCGAUCAUUAUCAUUGGAUGAGCCACGAUAUUUAAACGACGAAGAAAAGGAAAUCUAUCGGUCAAUAUCAACUAAUAAUCAAAUAAAAACACUGUAUAUCAAAGAAGUAACGGAGUUAGCACAAAUUCAAUUUCUGAUUGAUUUAUGCUCAUCAUUACGAUAUCUGAGUAUUGAUAAUUUGAGUAACUUGAGUAUGAAAUCAGUGCUCGAGCUUAUCUUAUUUAAAAACUACGAACGUGCAUCUCACUUGCGUGGAUUAGUUAUUAAUAUACGAGAACCUUGUCAGAGAACACUUAUGGAAGCACAAAAUACGGUUCACUCAGAUGAACGAUGUAACAAGUACUCAAUUUCACUAUAUGCUGGUAAAUACAUUCAUAUACAAAAGCGUAAUUGA